Talaromyces amestolkiae is the source of this 3177-nucleotide messenger RNA. RefSeq lists its product as uncharacterized. Bases 1 to 3177 code for a protein of 1058 amino acids. The transcript has 6 exons. Gene Ontology annotation, cellular component: nucleus. The record is from RefSeq and is a predicted model, not a curated record. Gene Ontology annotation, molecular function: oxidoreductase activity. Lineage: Eukaryota; Fungi; Ascomycota; Eurotiomycetes; Eurotiales; Trichocomaceae.
AUGCCAAAAGCAAUCUUCCUCCAGCCCAUCGAUGGCAAGCCUGGCAAGCCAGGCCAAGUAUACUAUCCCAUCGUCCAGAAAACAGUACCCCCACCAACAAUCAAAGGCAGCGAACUCAUCAUCAAACUCUCUGCCGCAGCCCUGAAUCAUCGUGAUCUGUUUCUGCGUCAACACCUCUAUCCAGGCCUAUCCUUUGACGUGCCCAUGCUAGCCGACGGCGUCGGCACAGUCAUUGAACUCGGUCCAACCGUCAGCGACAAAUCUUGGAAAGGCAAACGGGUGAUUCUCAACCCCGGAACGGGCUGGAAAGAUCACCCGGAUGGACCUGAGGAUCCUGCCGGAUACAAAAUCUUGGGCGGCACAAAGUUUGAUCCUAGAGGGACACUACAAGAAUACGUUACUGUGGAUGAGUCUGAGGUCGAAGAGGCGCCGUCGUAUAUGUCUGAUGCGGAAGCUGCUGCGCUCCCAUUGACGGGAUUGACGGCGUGGAGGGCACUUAUCACAAAAGCCGGGGAGAGGAACUCGACAAAGGGAUCUGCUGUGUUGGUUACUGGUAUUGGUGGUGGUGUUGCGCUUAUGGCUCUGCAGUUUGCGGUUCAGAGGGGGGCGGAUGUUUAUGUGACGAGCUCUAGUCAGGAGAAGAUUGACAAGGCUAUUGAGCUAGGCGCGAAGGGGGGUGUUAGUUAUAAGGAGGCAGGUUGGGAGAAGAAGUUACUUGCUCAGCUGCCCUCUGGGAAACUGGCGUUUGAUGCUAUCAUUGAUGGAGCGGGUGGUGAUAUCAUCGAAAAGGGGGUUAGACUACUCAAGACCGGUGGCGUGAUUUCUGUCUACGGAAUGACCGUCUCCCCCAAAAUGAACUUUGUAGCACAAGCUUUCCUGAAAAACAUCGACGUACGAGGCUCGACGAUGGGUUCGCGAAAGGAGUUUAAAGACAUGGUCGACUUUGUCAAGUCAAAUGAAAUUCAUCCUGUUGUCUCAAGGGUUCUGAAGACGAGUCUUGAUGACAUUGCUGGCAUUGAUACACUGUUUGAUGACAUGAAUGCUGCGAAGCAGUUUGGAAAAUUGGUUAUACAGUUUGGAGAGGCAACGGUUAAGCCUCGUUGCACGUGCUGCAACACAGUCAAACUGGCUCCCUCAACUGUUCCCAGUUUUCAACUCAACACCGACUUCCAGACUCCGCUGAUAUUUGACGAGUCUGCCGACUAUUCGGACUUGGAGGAAUCUUGCUUUGCCGGCGCAUACUCUGACGGCCUCCUGGCAAAGUCGGAUCUCCAAUUGUCGAUGUCUAGCUUUCAGAAGUCACCGCACAAUGGUCUAGAAGAUUUCAAUGAUCAAGGACCUUCCAUGCAAGAAAACUCUUUCGCUUCAAACUAUGGCCAACUACCUUUCAUGAACCCCAUGUACGCAACCUCUCAAGAGGACUUGGGUAGCCCAGAUACAGAUAGUCUGCAUUAUGUCCCCGGGUACGCAGCUUCUGCAUCUGUUGAUGAUGCCCAGUCUCCUGGCUUCGACACCCCUAUCAAUUCUUCUCCAGAGAUUGUCUCCUUUGCUCCCCAGAGAGGUUCUGAAGGUACUCAGGUCACAGUCCGUGUGAUCUCGCCAUUCGACUUGCACUCAACUGCUCGCGCCAUCUUCAUCUCGUUCGGAACACGCCAAUGCGAGUGCACCGUCACUAUGAUUGACAACCACAACGCACAAUUCGGCUAUCUCUUCUCUGCUCAUGCGCCAAACUUCGCUUUCACCACGUCUCCCUCUUUUGAUGUCCCUUUGCAACUAGUCAUCGAUGUCCCUGCUGUGGGAGACCCUCUUGUGCGUCAAGUUGGAACCUUUUCCUAUGAGCAGUACUUGCAGGCUCCCAUCGAAGACUCUAGAAAGAGAAGCCUUUCGGCUUUCCCUGAGAAUGCCAGCUAUCGUCCAGCAAAGCGCCACUCGGCUCAUGAAUUUGAGACUAAAGCCGUAGUCGACCACCACACACAUGCACGUUCAGCCUCAUACACGCCAUUCGUGCAGACUCCUGUGACCACGAGCGUAUUUCCUACUCAAUACGAGAUGGAAAACUCCCCUCGUCUCUCGUUGGGUGGUUUCUCUAAUGUGUCGACCAGCCUUCAGCCCCCCGUCCAGGCAUCUUCUCCUAUGAUCUCGACGUGGAGUCCCUCAGUUUCUGUUACUGACUUGUCUGUUGUCAAUGCUCCAUCCGCUGUUAAUAUGUCGGUCUCCCAAUCGCAGAACCCCACCUUGAUCCGUACGUCAACUUUGCAGCACGGACACAACCUUGGUGCAUCCCAGCCUUUCAACCCGUAUGCGAUGUACCCCACCAAGGCGGUUCUAGAAUUGAAUGGAGAUCUCGACUCAAUGGCGCUUGGCUGGACUGCCCAAGAGACCGCCGCAAAGCGUCGUUUGGUUCAAUUCACACGGUCCCAGAAUGGCAGCACUAUCCAUGCUGACUUCAAGCCCAUCACUCCUGAAGAGCGCACUCCAAACAGCAUUUGCAUUAGCUGCAUCCAUUGGGAUGGCAAGGGCGAAUGUUUCGUCACUAGUGUUGAUACUAUCUAUCUUCUGGAGUCUCUGGUUGCCGUGCGCUUCACUGUCGAAGAAAAGAACCGCAUUCGCCGCAACUUGGAGGGUUUCCGUCCUUUGACAGUCUCUAAGGCCAAGGCCGAUAGUGAAGACUUCUUCAAGGUCAUCAUGGGAUUCCCUGCACCCAAGCCUCGCAACAUCGAAAAAGAUGUUAAAGUUUUCCCCUGGAAGAUUCUUUCUCUAGCACUCAAGAAGAUCAUUGGCAAAUAUUCUGCGAGCUAUUCAUCUACCGCCGGAGCACUUCCCGCCUCAUUGAGUGCUAGUCAUUCUAUGAGCUCGGAUCUUGGGACUGAGUCUCACAAUGCUUCAUCUCCACAGUCGGUUGCGGAAUCCUCAGCUUCUAGCGCAUAUCCAGUCAACUUCAGCUCUACCACGUUCGCACCAUCACUCAUGCCGGUCACCUCCGGUCUCGACUCUGACUUUGCCGUCACUCUCUCAGGGCCGAACCCAGGUUACCCUGCUACCAUGGGCGCCUCUUUUCAAUUUGACCCGACAUUUCAAACCGAUCAGGCGCUCAUGAACCAGCCAUCCUGGGACUUUACCCCUUCGUCCCAGGCCGAGGAUUUCAAUUACAUGAAUAUCCCAUAUUCUAUGGCUUGA